GCGGCGCGGGGAAGAUGGCGGCGGCGGCGGCGGGCGGCUGGGCGGCCGAGGCCCCCGAGGAGUUCGAGGACGCGCCCGACGUGGAGCCGCUGGAGCCGACGCUGGCGAACAUCAUCGAGCAGCGCAGCCUCAAGUGGAUCUUCGUGGGCGGCAAGGGCGGCGUGGGCAAGACCACGUGCAGCUGCAGCCUGGCCGUGCAGCUGUCCCGGGUCAGGGAGAGCGUGCUCAUCAUCUCCACCGACCCUGCCCACAACAUCUCGGACGCCUUCGACCAGAAAUUCUCCAAGGUGCCCACCAAGGUCACCGGCUACGACAACCUCUUCGCCAUGGAGAUCGACCCCAGCCUGGGCGUGGCCGAGCUGCCGGACGAGUUCUUCGAGGAGGACAACGUGCUCAGCAUGGGCAAGAAGAUGAUGCAGGAGGCCAUGAGCGCCUUCCCCGGCAUCGACGAGGCCAUGAGCUACGCCGAGGUCAUGAGGCUGGUGAAGGGGAUGAAUUUCUCCGUGGUGGUCUUCGACACGGCGCCCACCGGGCACACGCUGCGCCUGCUCAACUUCCCCACCAUCGUGGAGAGGGGCCUGGGGCGGCUGAUGCAGAUCAAGAACCAGAUCAGCCCCUUCAUCUCCCAGAUGUGUAACAUGCUGGGGCUGGGGGACAUGAACGCCGACCAGCUGGCGUCCAAGCUGGAGGAGACGCUGCCCGUGAUCCGCUCGGUCAGCGAGCAGUUCAAGGACCCGGAGCAGACCACGUUCAUCUGCGUGUGCAUCGCCGAGUUCCUGUCGCUGUACGAGACGGAGCGGCUGAUCCAGGAGCUGGCCAAGUGCCGCAUCGACACGCACAACAUCGUGGUCAACCAGCUGGUGUUCCCCGACCCGCUGCGGCCCUGCCGCAUGUGCGAGGCGCGCCACAAGAUCCAGGCCAAGUACCUGGACCAGAUGGAGGACCUGUACGAGGAUUUCCACAUCGUGAAGCUGCCGCUGCUGCCCCACGAGGUGCGGGGGGGGGACAAGGUCAACACCUUCAGCUCCCUCCUGCUGGACCCCUACCAGCCCCCCAGCCCCAAAUAACCCCCCCGACCCCACAGACCCCCCCUCAUUCCCGAGGAGGGGGUGGGGAGGGGGCGCUGCCCCUAUUUGCCCCUCCCCCCGCCAGGAGGGAUGGGGGAGGGGCGGCUCUGCCCUGUCCCCUCCCCCUCUAC
This is a messenger RNA of Haemorhous mexicanus (house finch), 1198 nucleotides long. RefSeq names its product guided entry of tail-anchored proteins factor 3, ATPase (gene GET3). Gene Ontology annotation, biological process: post-translational protein targeting to endoplasmic reticulum membrane. Gene Ontology annotation, cellular component: GET complex. NCBI's taxonomy places the organism in Eukaryota, Metazoa, Chordata, Aves, Passeriformes, Fringillidae. The record is from RefSeq and is a predicted model, not a curated record. Gene Ontology annotation, molecular function: ATP binding; ATP hydrolysis activity.